AUGGCAGUUCCGAUGCAAGGUGUUAACCAUGUUCCAGUCGGCUUCAGAUCCAAGCCUACCGAAGAAGAACUUCUCUGUUACUAUCUUCGUCGCAAGAUCAGAGGAUUACGGUUGCCACAGGGUGUUGUUCAUCAUAACUGUAAUGUAUAUGGUAAGAAAGAACCAUGGGAUAUAUGGGAAGCAUACAGAGAUCCAUCAGAUCCAGAAACCAAAGAGCUCUACUUCUUCAGAGAUGAACCCCGGAGGGUUUUCUCAUGCAGUACAAUCCGAAGAGUUGACACUGGCAACUGGAGAGGCGAAAACUUAAGGAAGAAAGUGCAUGCUUAUGGUUCUGAUAGAGUUAUCGGGUGGAGAAGAACUUUUGUAUACACGAACCGUGAUUCGGUUCAAGAUGGUUGCUGGCUCAUCAACGAGUUGGAGCUCCAUGAAUCUUUAUUUCCCAGCAAAGAUAAGCGGAACAGUUAUGUUCUUUGUAUUCUUACAAAGAUAGAUAAGAAGGGAAAACAUUGA
This is a messenger RNA of Fragaria vesca subsp. vesca, 510 nucleotides long. RefSeq names its product NAC domain-containing protein 43-like. Lineage: Eukaryota; Viridiplantae; Streptophyta; Magnoliopsida; Rosales; Rosaceae. Gene Ontology annotation, biological process: regulation of DNA-templated transcription. The record is from RefSeq and is a predicted model, not a curated record. The transcript has a single exon. Bases 1 to 510 code for a protein of 169 amino acids. Gene Ontology annotation, molecular function: DNA binding.